GGUAUGCAGAUCUUCGUGAAGACCCUGACCGGCAAGACCAUCACCCUGGAGGUGGAGCCCAGUGACAACGUCGAGAAUGAGAAAGCCAAGAUCCAGGAUAAGGAAGGCAUCCCCCCUGACCAGCAGAGGCUCGUCUUUGCAGGCAAACAGCUGGAAGAUGGCCGCACUCUUUCUGAUGACAACAUCCAGAAAGAGUUGACCCUGCACCUGGCCCUCCGUCUGAGGGGUGGCUGUUAAUGAUUCAGUCUUGCAUUCAUAAUGC
Molecule: messenger RNA, 262 nt
Organism: Kogia breviceps (pygmy sperm whale)
Lineage: Eukaryota; Metazoa; Chordata; Mammalia; Artiodactyla; Physeteridae
Product: ubiquitin-like
Biological process (GO): protein ubiquitination; modification-dependent protein catabolic process
Cellular component (GO): nucleus; cytoplasm
Molecular function (GO): protein tag activity; ubiquitin protein ligase binding; RNA binding
Source: RefSeq, a predicted model, not a curated record